AUGUUGUUUCUAUACCUUACAGUUAAUCCUUUUCGAGUGACUUUCAAGAAGGGCAUUUUGAAGCAAGAUGCUCAAAAGUAUUCCCUCCCAAAGAAUGAGAGUUUGACAAUUGACGUUUGGUACCCGCAACCCGUAAGCAGUGCACAAGUGGCCAUCAGUGGACCUUCUACCAUUCCCAACUGUGGUGUCUUCACAUUGGUCGGCCAUUUCAGCUCCCCCAAGGGAGAUGCUCAGUUUUAUUGGACAGCGAAUAGGGCCGACAAGCGACCUCUAGAGGUGGAAAUUGCCAACGCUCUGCUCAUGAUCAGGACUGCCUCCCUCACUCUGGACUCCAGCCUGCUGGAAGUGGAGCAGGAGUACAUCUUCAUCUUGACCGCAGAACAUCCCAUCAACGAGAAAUACGAAGCCAGACACGUCGUUAGUCGGAAGCCCUACAUCGGACCCCUGGUGACAGCCUACUCGAACGUCAUGACACAGUCCUCUGUCAUGGUGGAUGAAACGGUAACACUCCAAGCCGACCUGACUCUUCCGGAAUGCAGCAAUGGGAAAGAAAAUAUGUAUUUGAUGUGGUCUGUCAACAAUCCUAAAGUGAAGUUUAAUUUUCGUAACAGACGCUCAAGCGUGUAUGUGAUUGAGCCUUAUUCUUUGCCAGAAAACACUGAAGUCGUCUUCAUUGCGAACGCCUUCUUUUCAAAUAUGUUGAACAUAACAGAAUCCAAGAUACAUCUGCGUGUUGAACCAAUGAAACUCAAGGCGGCCAUCAAAGGAACUGCCAAGAGAGUAGUCGGGAACAAAGCCGGAAAUUUGGUAUUGGAGAGUGAAAAUCUGAAUGCUGGUAUUCCUGUGAUCUAUCAAUGGAAAUGCUAUGAUAAAAAUUACCCGAUAUGCUACAAUUACAAGAAAAACUCCACCGAAGCUCUUUUAGUUCCCAGAAAACUGCAGAGCAAGCCGAAAUUAGUCAUCCCCUGCGAAAGUCUGAAGGCUGGGCAUGUGCUGACCUUUGAGCUCCGAGUUUUCAACGCCAAUAACAGGUUUCACAGUCAAACUGCUUCGGUCAUGGUACUGGUCGAAAGUAAAAAUAUACCUCAGGUUAUCAUAGAUUCUGUUAUAGCAGAUGGUUCAAUCCCCAUCCAAAGGCAUCCCACAACAGGCGCAUACAGCAUUCCAGCAGGCCUGCCUGUUGCAGUGCAUGCGACCAUAAAUGCAGUGAAAACAACUCUGAAGUCAGUGAAAUGGGAAGUCAAAGGAUAUUCAUCAUCAUUCACAUUCACCACGAUGCAUGGGAAGUCUGUAUUGUCUCUUGAAGAAGGUUUUCUUGUCGGCCAUGGUAUCUAUUUGAUAGGACUAAGUGCCUGUGACGGAAUGGGGGCCUGCGGCAUUGCCAAUUUGACCAUCCAUGCCAUUCCUGGCGUGGCACUCUGCAAGCUGGAAGUACAACCUUAUGUGGAAUAUGAAAUGAUAAAACCUGUUGUAUCUGGAUGUUCAAUACCACCAGGCAGACAGCCCCUGACGUAUCAAAUAUUCCUUCAUUCCAUCGAGUCAGUGUUCCCCAUCACCCCUCCACAAACACCCACCGUUUUCAACAUGUUUGGACCUCCUCGACAAACAGCAAAUGGCACACAGAUGUCUGUGCAAGUGUGCGACAAGUACUUGCUGUGCACUCUGUUCGCUGGUUCUACAGUGAGAGUGAGUUCCAGUGAAAGGCGAGAGGAAGACAGAGAUAAACUCAUUAAGAAGGCAGAGCAUGCCAUGGAGAUUGAUGACCCUUUGACCACUCUGUCCCUCUACCUGAUCGCUGCCUCUGACAAGGAAGUUGCCCUGUCCCAAGUGGAGACGGAAAACAUGCUGAGUGCCGGUGCCAAGGCCACUGUCAACCGGUACAUCAGUGCCGGGCAGUUGUCGCUGGUGUACAGCGCCAUGCGCCCCCUGGUGAGACAGAACUCGGACAAGGUCAAGAUGAGGGCCAUCACCGUCAUCAAGAGGGGGACCAAGCUCGCAUUCGGAAACAAAAUCAAGAUCCCGGCAGAAGUCCUGUCCCGGGGUCACACCAAUGUCGCGGAAGCCCUCCAGUGCCGCGAUGCGGGUUCUGCCGUGUCGGAUGCCGUCAAGAACACCCUGGACUAUUUCGUGGAGCGGCUCAGCGCCAGCGUGCCGCUGGGAACCCGGGUUCUCAUGUCCUCCAAGUACCCCGGCUACCCCACCAGCCUGGUCUUCCGGCAGCACCCGGACCGCAGCCCCAUCUACAUCAAGGCCAUGUCCUCGGACGGCACGGUGGAAGGGUCCGUGCGCUUCGAGGACGCCAUCAGGGACAAAGUUCGAAAGAGGAAAUGUGCCAAGACAUGCAAAGAAGGAAUUGUGGUAGCUCUCACUCUGUACCCUGCAUCUGCUCCUUACCCCACUACAGACAGGAGGACUUCUCCUGUUCUGGAUAUAACACUCAGGGAACCUGAAGGAGGCAAGCCACUGAGCAUGGCGGACGUCCCGAAUGCGAUCCGAUUGGCCCUGAGCCACAGCGGCAACUACUCGGAGUCCGUGAGCAACCGCAUCCUCUACAGGUGUUCCUACUGGGAUGCAGCCAAUGGAGAGUGGAGCUCCGAGGGUCUGGUGACCUUCGGUGUCGAUGGCAAUGUCAUGAGGUGCUGGUCCUCUCACCUCACCUCCUUUGCCGUCAUGGAGAUAUACGAUGGAUUGUCUACGGGUUCCAUCGUAGGCAUCGUUGUCACAGUCCUGAUGGGCGUCUUCAUCAUCAUGAUGUUGGCCUUCUUCUUCUUCCGGAAGAAGCAAGCGGCCAAUGCCAGGGUCUCCAACGAAGCCCUCCAAUCCAAAAGGAGCUCCGAGAAAAUGAACGGGUCCAUGAGGGUCAAGACUGUGACUCCCUGACCCUGAUCAAACACCAUUUGUUCCUGUGAUCCCAGUGUGCCUUUCUGGAAGCUGUGCCGAUGUGCUCAUUUCCGAUUUUAACAAUCAUCAUAAUGGAAGAUUGUUGACGUUUCACAUUUGAAGUCCGAGUAUAAUCCGUCCAGCUUAACAAUCU
This is a messenger RNA of Uloborus diversus, 3034 nucleotides long. RefSeq lists its product as uncharacterized. The record is from RefSeq and is a predicted model, not a curated record. Bases 1 to 2880 code for a protein of 959 amino acids. Lineage: Eukaryota; Metazoa; Arthropoda; Arachnida; Araneae; Uloboridae. The transcript has 17 exons.